AUGGAGUCGAGGGGUUCCCGAGGCUCUUCGGGGGAUUCUAGGGCUAAAUUCAACAUAAAGAAUGAGGAAGACGGGCUGAGGACACACGAAAGUCCAGGGACUCAGACCUGGCCAACAGUGUUCUCUCCGGGGUCGACGACCUCGCCAACAGGCUCAGGGUCCACGCACACUGCUGUGACUCCUGAGAACACUCACACCACAUCUCGGCAGGAGGCAGCAACAACCUCCCCAGGAGGCCCGAUUUCCACUCCUGGAAGUCAGCCCACUGACACGGCCCACACAACAACCUCCUCUGGUGAAACAGGCACUUCACAAAGCACAGCAGGUUCCCCUUCAACCGCCGUCUCCCCCGACGCCACCCUCAGCUCAGCCUUCACCCAGACACCCACACAGUCUCCAAGCAGCCUGUUCCCAACAGCAGCAACUCAAACAACGGAGACCUCCCAAACAGUCGUCACCCAGGACACUACACCCUUCCAAACCAGCUCAGGGUCCACAGGAACAGCGGCGCCUCCUGAGACCUCCUACACCUCAGCUGCGCCUGAGCCAUCUUCCACCGCCCCAAGAGUCUCCAUUUCAACACAAGCAACUGAAGGAGCCGACACAUCACCAACAGUCGCCACUCACGGAUCCACAGCCUCCCCUACAGGCUCAGGGUCCACCGAGAGAACUGCAUCUCCUGAGAACACCCACACCCCAUCUCAACCUGAGGCAACUCCAACUUCCCCCGGAGGCCCGAAAACACACGGAACUCCUGAGACCUUGACCUCCACGGCCCUGACUGACCAAUCUACCACCUCACCCGUCCUCCCAAAAUCAACACCAGAAAGUCCAGCGACUCAGACCUGGCCAACAGUGUUCUCUCCGGGGUCGACGACCUCGCCAACAGGCUCAGGGUCCACGCACACUGCUGUGACUCCUGAGAACACUCACACCACAUCUCGGCAGGAGGCAGCAACAACCUCCCCAGGAGGCCCGAUUUCCACUCCUGGAAGUCAGCCCACUGACACGGCCCACACAACAACCUCCUCUGGUGAAACAGGCACUUCACAAAGCACAGCAGGUUCCCCUUCAACCGCCGUCUCCCCCGACGCCACCCUCAGCUCAGCCUUCACCCAGACACCCACACAGUCUCCAAGCAGCCUGUUCCCAACAGCAGCAACUCAAACAACGGAGACCUCCCAAACAGUCGUCACCCAGGACACUACACCCUUCCAAACCAGCUCAGGGUCCACAGGAACAGCGGCGCCUCCUGAGACCUCCUACACCUCAGCUGCGCCUGAGCCAUCUUCCACCGCCCCAAGAGUCUCCAUUUCAACACAAGCAACUGAAGGAGCCGACACGUCACCAACAGUCGCCACUCACGGAUCCACAGCCUCCCCUACAGGCUCAGGGUCCACCGAGAGAACUGCGUCUCCUGAGAACACCCACACCCCAUCUCAACCUGAGGCAACUCCAACCUCCCCCGGAGGCCCGAGUACGACCCAGGGAACUCAAUCCGCUCAGACCACGCAAACGACAGGCUUCACACUGGAGUCUACACUCACCGGAGGCGGCUCGGUUUCCACAGGAACCACUGCACCCCAGGACACCUCCUUACCCACAGCCCUCACCGCCGAACCUACAGCCUCUCCAGCCAGCCACGUUUCCACAGGUCUCUCGGGCCCCUGCUCACAGCUCGGGCCCCGUGUUCACCAGCAGUCUCGCUGCUCCCACGAGGACGCCACAUGUGUCUCUGCCACCAAGGUGCAGCGUGUCAUCGUGCUCAGAGCUCAGUGGUGUGUCCGUGCUUGGCGAGCUGUGCUUUCCCGUGCAGAGGACUGUGGGAACGGGGAGUGGACCGGAAGGCAGUGCGAGUGCCACUCGGGGUACACGGGCCAGGCGUGCGACUCCGUCCUCUACUUCUUCCCCGUGGACAUCCCGGACGUGAUCAACGCCACGCUGGCCGUGACCGUGAAGGUGCUGCACCGGAACUUCACGCCCGAGCUGCGGGACCCCGCGUCCGCCGCCUACAGGAACUUCUCCCAGCUCUUCCGCAGCCAGACACGCCCCUCCCCAGACACGCCCACCCAGGCCAGCUCCUCCCCAGACACGCCCCUCCCAGACACGCCCACCCAGAUGGAUAAAGUUUUCUCAGGAGACGACCUUCCCGAGUACAGAAGUGUGAUCAUUAGACAGCUGCUCAACGGCAGCAUCGUGGUGCGGAGCGACGUGGUCCUGCAGGCCAGCUACACGGCGGAGUACGAGGCGCUGUUCGCGAACCUCUCGCGGGUCGUGGAGGCCAAGAUCAGGGCCGAGACCGCCGGGACGGAGCGCGACCUCUCCCUGUGCCAGACCUCCUUGCUGUGCUACAACGGAAACUUCACCAGCGUGGGGACCCGAACCCUCAGCUUCGACGCUGCCGAGUUCUGCUUCCGGAAGGCCGCCCGGGGCUUCGGCCAGUUCUUCCGGCCCGAGACGCUGGACGGGAGGCUGACGUGCGCGAGCCCCUGCACGCCGGACUCCAAGUCGCGGCUCGACUGCCACGGGGGCCAGUGCCAGCUGCAGCGCUCGGGCGCGCGCUGCGUGUGCCCGAACACGGACACGCACUGGUACUGGGGAGACACCUGCGAGUCCAGGACGAGCAAGAGGCUAGUAUUCGGGCUGGUGGGCGCCGCGCUGGCCGCGCUGCUCCUGCUCUCCGUCGUCCUGGCCGUGCUCCUCGGACGCUCGCGCCGGAAGAUGCGCAGGUCACAAUAUGACCCCUGUCAAGCGUGGCAGAGAGAGUCUGUUCCUGGGACGUUCCAGAGCUCGGGCGUGUGGGAAGCCGAGCAGCUGAGAGACGACAGGUUCGGCCUCCAGCGAGGGUACAGCCGCUUCCGCCCCCAACCUGCAGGACGUGGACCCCAGCGCGCAGCUCAGCUUCCAGAGGCCCACGGUGGUGACGCCAGCCACGCCAGCCCCGUGAGCACGAGCGUGUGCCCCUCACCCCCUUUACACGAGAGACGGCCGGAGCCCACCGCAGCGCCCACCGCGUCGUCCCCCAGAGCACGGCUGUUGUUCGCUGCUGGGACUGGCGUGGGGGUCACCCCGGGGACCAGUGCAGGCAGACGGGACGGAGGGAGGGCGGAGAGGGCCGCUCCCCCCCCCCCGCUCCCCUCGUUCCCCCCCCCUCCCCGCUCCCCUCUGCUUGCUCGUGGGUGCCGCCCGCUCUGGGGUUUUUCUAUCAAUAAAGCAAUUCUUGAGAGAACACUCGGCUUUUCACCUCCUUCUGGUGGGCGCGGGGCGGGGCCUUGCUCACCCCUGAGCUCUCGCCCUGGGGUCCCCCGUGUCACUGGGCCCGGGGACCCGGAGGGCACGCUCCUGCCGGGUGCCCGCUCUGGGUGUGUCCGCGGACACCCGGGGACAGGACCUCGCCCCUGCGGUGCCAACCUCCUGACCCGGGCGCACCUGCGUGCGUGCCGGGAAGGCAGCCGCUCCCUGUGCCCUUCGGCCCGGGCGGCCAGCGCCCCCUCCCACCAUGCGGAAGCGCCUGUGCCCCCCCCGCACCCCGGGGUCAAAGGUCCCCGGCGGCUGUUAUUUCUGGGGCCCCCGGCUCGCCCGCGCAGAGAAGAGCGCAGCGCGGCUGGCUUCUGCACGAUGGCGGCGGGCGCGGCCCUCUGCGCGCUCUGCCUGCUGGCCCUCGCCCUCGCGCCCCGGCACACGGCCGCGGACGGUGAGUCGCCCCCUCGGGCCGGGCUGCGGGCACAGCGCCUGCUCUGUCAGCUCCCACUCGGGGCUCAGCCCUGGCCGGGGAGCCGCCCGGGGUCACAGCCGCUGGGGGACGGGCCGGGCCUCCCUCAGACGCGGGGAGGGCGCACGGCCUCCUCCUCUCCGCCCAGUCCCCCGAGGGUGUAA
Molecule: messenger RNA, 3876 nt
Organism: Meriones unguiculatus (Mongolian gerbil)
Lineage: Eukaryota; Metazoa; Chordata; Mammalia; Rodentia; Muridae
Gene: Muc12
Product: mucin 12, cell surface associated
Exons: 17
Coding region: 1-3876 (1291 amino acids)
Source: RefSeq, a predicted model, not a curated record